AUGUCGCGUGUACGGCUGGGUUACCGGGAGUGGAGCCUCUUUGAGCUCUUCGAGACAGCAUCAGCCAUGUUACAAGAGCGACAGAGAGAUCUUGACUGCCGAGCAGCUUUCAACGGGGUCGUGAUGAGCCUUGGCUCCACCUGGGAGCAGAAUCGAUAG
Plasmopara halstedii is the source of this 159-nucleotide messenger RNA. RefSeq lists its product as uncharacterized. Lineage: Eukaryota; Oomycota; Peronosporomycetes; Peronosporales; Peronosporaceae. The record is from RefSeq and is a predicted model, not a curated record. The transcript has 2 exons. Bases 1 to 159 code for a protein of 52 amino acids.